Molecule: messenger RNA, 2132 nt
Organism: Triticum urartu
Lineage: Eukaryota; Viridiplantae; Streptophyta; Magnoliopsida; Poales; Poaceae
Source: RefSeq, a predicted model, not a curated record
AAAAGAGAAGAAAGAGAGUUGUACUAAUGACCGUCCUCAAACUGAUCAUUAGUACAAGCGACACGAUCGCACAGAACAUGGCGUGAGCUAUACUGCCUCGACGACCUAAUUGACCGUCCUCAAACGCAUGGCCUACGUCUCAGGGAUCAUGUUUUCUAACCCGGUAGCCCCAGCAGUUGCCCAAGUCCUCGGCUAUGUGCGAAUGCUAUUGAGCACCCACAGGAUCGACGACUGCUCCAUGUCGAAGACGCAUGCAUUGCGAGCCUUCCACAGGAGCCAGGAUGUGAGGAUGAUCAGUGAGGAUAUGCCUACCUGUCGCCUUGCCGGCGUCGCACCAUGAGACGCCGGCCACCACUCAAGAAAGUCAUCAUCCGGCAACGGAGGGGCUGCCGUGUCACACCUGCUCCUGUGUAGUAGUGGACUAAACAGGGAGAAGGGUAACUAGGCUGAGCCCAAUGGGCGUCUUGGGCCGCCUGUGGCCAAGCGUGUGUAAGCAACUACUUAAGUCUCCUGCUACGUUGUAUUUGUCAGCGAGCAAUUGAACUCUCUCAUUCUGAAUCUCAAUCCCCUUCUCCUACCUCGCCUCAUUGUCUGCUCUCCUCAUCCCAAAUUCUCUGUGCGAUCGAUCCCCUUCCAAGGUUCGGUCGUCACAAUUGGUAAUCAGAGCCUUCAAUUUGUCGGAUUUUUUCCCCACCGCGACUCCCAUACUCCCUUGGCCGGAUCGGUAAUAUCCACCGCCGUAGGUGUGAUUUCACUCCGGUGAGGUCGCGCGAAAUCCUACGCGGGGUUCGAUCUGCUCGGGGCGGGAGCCACGGCGCCUUCCAAACCUUCUGUGCAGACGCGACAACUACUAGCCACCAUGGGGGAGCAGACCAGCAACCUCACCGCCCUGAUGGAGACGCUCCUCUCCAGAUUUGACGAGGAAAAAGUGCUCGCGGACAAGCAGGCGGAGGCGCAGACAACAUUCAACACUCAAGUCUCGCAGGAGCUAGAAAGCUUGUCGAAGCAGAUCGGGCCACCCAGGCAGGCAGAGGUCGAUGAUGUGCGCAAGGUUGCGUCUCCGUCGGCUUCGUCGGCUCCGUCGACGGGCUCGCAAGUCGAUGAUCCCUCCGCCCCUGCGCCACGCCCAAGGGUAACACGGGAGGCCCCGACACCACCGGAGGUCUGUCCCGCACCGCCUCCGAGCGCCGUACCAAUUCCUCAAGUCAUCAUCGGCACGACUCCGUUCCCGCGGCUUACCAACGAAGGGCUGCCUCUGCUUCCUCGUCCCGCUGAUCAUAUUGGACUGCAGGAGCGCGGACCACAGCCAGUCACGCGCGAUGAGUACUACGCCCGUCCUCCCAAGCAUCAGUUCCCUCGGUUCGAUGGUGAGGCACCGCGUGUUUGGUUGGAUCGCUGUUUAGCUUAUUUUGAGCUGUAUAGGGUGCCGCCGCACAACUGGGUGGCGACUGCCGCGCUCUACGUCGAUGGCCACGCCGCUCUCUGGCUUAGAGCAUUUCGUCAGAUGCAUACAGACAUUACAUGGGAAAUGUUUCGCCGUGCAAUUGUGGAGGAAUUUGGUCCUGAAGAAUUUGAGUCCACAAUGCACAACCUGCUGCAGCUUCGGCAAACAGGGACAGUGGCAGAAUAUAGACAACAGUUUGAAGUCCACAUGUAUAAUUUGCUAGCGUUGGAUGCCUCUCUCAGCUCUAAAUUUUUUGUCACCCAAUUCCUGUUGGGCCUAAAGGAUGAGCUCCGAGAAGCAGUCCGUCUUCAGGCACCUACCAGCAUCACAAGAGCGACGGUCUUUUCUCGAAUUCAGGAGGAGGAACUUGAGAUUCAGCAUCCUCGUUUUCGUCCGUGUCUGCAGGACGGCCACUGCCCGUUCCAAGUACCUUGCCAACACUCGGGCGCCCCCCUCCAGCACCUGUCUUGCCCACUGCAGCAAUACCUCCAGCACGUGCUGUUCCGACACCCAAACCGGCUACUGACGAUUUUGGCCACGAACGCCAACUUCGCGACUACAGGCCACAGCAUGGUCUUUGUUUCAGAUGUGGGGACAAAUACUCAAGAGAACAUCAGUGCAAACGGUCAGCUCAGCUGCUUACAAUAGAAGUGGGUGAUCAUGGGGAGGUGCUAUCCGAUGAAGCUGU